Betta splendens (Siamese fighting fish) is the source of this 3549-nucleotide messenger RNA. Its product is annotated as sodium- and chloride-dependent GABA transporter 2-like. Gene Ontology annotation, cellular component: membrane. NCBI's taxonomy places the organism in Eukaryota, Metazoa, Chordata, Actinopteri, Anabantiformes, Osphronemidae. Bases 90 to 2012 code for a protein of 640 amino acids. Gene Ontology annotation, biological process: sodium ion transmembrane transport. The transcript is spliced from 15 exons. The record is from RefSeq and is a predicted model, not a curated record.
UUUACCGCCUGUCUGCUCCUCCCACACUGACCUAAGUGUAUUUUUAUUGUUCUCUGGGGGGAAAAAUUCCUCCCGCGCCGACGAUUUCUAUGGUUCAACACCUCAGAAGACUACACAGCGAGCAGUGUCGAGUUACCACAGUUUACGCAGGGGUGUCUUCGCCCGAAGCAGCCAUGGUGGACGAGCAGCCUCCACAGCAGGCGUACCCGCUGCUCAACAGCCAGGCCCCCAAGGGGAACGCCGGCGCCAAAGACGACCUGCUCGCCAGAGGCCAGUGGGCGAGCAAGACCGAGUUCCUCCUGGCCGUGGCGGGCCAGAUCAUCGGCCUGGGCAACGUCUGGAGGUUCCCCUACCUCUGCUACAAAAACGGAGGAGGUGUGUUUUUUGUGCCGUACCUGCUGUUCCUGGUGCUGUGUGGAAUCCCCCUGUUCCUCCUGGAGAUGUCGCUGGGCCAGUACACCAGCCUGGGAGGGGUCAGCGCCUGGAGGACCAUCUGCCCUCUGUUUGGAGGCCUUGGCUACGCCAGCCAGGUGAUGAUCCUGCACGGCUGCGUCUACUACAUCGUCAUCCUGGCCUGGGCUCUCUUCUACCUGUCCUACAGCUUCCAGGCGGUGCUGCCCUGGUCCCACUGUAACAACACCUGGAACACCGAGGCAUGUGUCCUGUUCGACCACCACAACCAGACAGCCAACACGAGCAGCCUGCCUGUGAAUGCCACGUCCCCCGUCAUGGAGUUUUGGGAGCGGGAGGUGCUCCGCCUCUCGAGCAGUUUAGAUGAGUUGGGUCCGGUCAGCUGGAAGCUGGCUCUGUGUCUAGCCGUUGUCUGGAUCGUCUGUUACUUCUGCGUCUGGAAAGGAGUCAAGUCCACUGGAAAGGUGGUGUACCUGACUGCCACCUUCCCGUAUGUCAUGCUGUUUGUGCUGCUGGUGCGAGGUGCCACCCUGCCCGGAGCGACCCAGGGCAUCAUCUACUACCUCAAACCCAACCACACCCGACUGGCAGACCCCCAGGUGUGGAUGGAUGCAGGUACCCAGAUAUUUUUCUCUUACGGAAUCUGCUUGGGAAGCCUCACCGCUCUGGGCAGCUACAACAAAUACAACAAUGACUGCUACAAGGAUUCUUUCCUUCUGUGCCUCCUGAACAGCGGCACCAGCUUCCUGGCAGGAUUCGCCAUCUUCUCGGUGCUGGGCUUCAUGGCCGAGGAGCAGGGCGUGGACAUAGCCACAGUGGCCCAGUCAGGGCCCGGCCUCGCCUUCAUCGCCUACCCCCGAGCCGUAGCCAUGAUGCCUCUGCCGCAGCUCUGGGCCGUCUGCUUCUUCCUCAUGAUCAUCAUGCUGGGGCUGGACACGCAGUUCGUGAGCCUGGAGGCGCUGAUGACGUCGGUGACCGACCUGUACCCCCACCUGAUCAGACGGCGGCACCGCCGGGAGCUGCUGCUGCUGUCCGUCUGUGUCCUGUGCUUCCUGAUUGGGCUUGUAAUGGUGACACCAGGUGGUCUGUAUGUUUUCCAGAUCUAUGACCAUUUUUCCUGCAGUGGAGCCAGCCUGCUGCUCCUCUCCAUCUUCCAGGCUAUGGCCAUUGGCUGGGUGUAUGGAGCCGAGCGCUUCAGUGCCAACAUCAGGGACAUGAUCGGCUACAGCCCGCUGCCUUUCUUCAAACUGUGCUGGAAAUACUUGACCCCGGCCGUGUGCACUGCUACCUUUGUGUUCUCCCUGGUGCGCUGGUCUCCGUUGAGCCUGGGUAAAGGCCUCGUUGCUCCUGUCUGGGCCACCACACUGGGCUGGCUCCUCACCCUCUCUUCUGUCUCUCUGCUCCCCAUCUGGGCCAUUUAUGCCCUGCUCACCACUCCUGGAACCCUGCCACAGCGCUUCCAGCUCCUGUGCAGCCCUGCCAAAACCUCAUCACAGGCCUUUCACCACUUCCCCAACAACAGCCCGGCUCUCACAUACAGCCCUGAAAAGACUCUGGCGGAGAAACCAAAGAAGCCGAUCGCUUCAUCCAGGAUCGUAUAACUGAUAAUAAGCUGCUCCGCCGGUCAGGUGUGAGGGACGCGGUUAGAGCCGAUGCUGCUGGGGGCUGGAUCUCUCUUCGUUUUUAUUAACAGACUAAACAACCAUCAGGUCAAAGGAUUCUGUGCUGUGCUGCCUGAACUGAAAAGAUUAUUGUCAUGAACACAACUCAUAAUAAUAGAACGUAGGCUUUCAGGUCUUUGUGUAUUCAUAAAAUCAUGCAGCUACAGGGUUAAAACUAAAUCAAUCAACAUGAAUACAUUGCUUUUAACAAAUCAGUCUGCACUUGAGGUUCACCUAUUUUGUAGCUUUUACUCACAUUUUACUGUUUUUUAUUAGUAGUUGGUACCUAUUUGUUGUCACUCCUUAUCCUACCACAUGUUGACCACGUACGUGAAUAGGUGGACCUUUAGUUAGUCGCUAAAAGCACUGGAUCGUGUAGCUGUGAACUGGGAUGCAGCCUGCUACAAUCGAUGUCACCAGCCCCUGGGGUUGGCUUGUUUUACAGUAGAACAUUACUUUUCCUCCAUCUUAACCAUAUUACCUUUUUCCAAAGCUACUGUAUGUGGGGACCAUUUAACCACCAGUCGUCAUCUUGCUGAAUAACGUUUAGCUCCCUUCUUCGUAGGAGAUCUCUGCUUCCCGAUGCGAGAGAUGCAAUAGCCAACUAAAAAAAAUCACCUCUGCCAACACCUCAAGUGCUCAGUGUGAUGUCGUGGUUAAUACUUGACCUUUGACUGAAUGACUGAAAUUUGGACACAUCUGUAUUUGAGAAGUGGGCAGCGAAGUUUAAUGUUAAUUAUUUAAGUUUUGGUAGAUAAAAUGUCUGCAAAGGUCAGAGGCAUUAUUGGAGAGUUAGGGGGUCUUUGCACUGUGGCAGAGAUGACUUAAAAGCCUGCACAAGCUGAAACCACGGUGUCUCUGUCAGCUUUACGUUAAUACGACAUUACAGAGCUGCUGCUGUAAAGAUGAAACUGAAGUGUUUUUUUAUUUUAUUUUGUGAACCAAAUGUUUUUAUUUAAAUAGUUAAUAGUUAAUAACUGAAUGCAUUGUAGAGAUGAUAAAAUGAGGGAUGUUUUUUUUAAAUGAAGGUAAUGCUAUGUGAUUUUGCAGAAUCGUGGUUAAAUGUUUUUUUUUUUUUGUUCUUGCCUUCACUGAUAUCCUGAUGCAAAAAGACAUUAAGACAAGUUGGAGAUGCUGCAUGUCCUGCUCUGAAGGGCGUGUUGCUGUUGUUGUUAUUGUUGUUUGCCUUAAAGACAAACUAAAGAAGAGGAUUAUUCCCGCGAGCAGAGUUAGGUCCUCGUGAAAACUCUAAAUUAGCAUCAUUCGGAUCUGGAUCCAAGUCUCUGAUAAAGUCUUUUGAAAUGUUUUUACUUAUGAAUUGAUCUGAGCGUGCUAGUAUGUCUGUUUACAGGUGUAGAUGUGCCUCUUUAUUUUAAGAUGGAUUAAGAUUUUAAGGUUAAGAUUUUUGUAUCAUUAUCUUCUUUUCUAUACACACAUAUAUAUAUAUACACAAUGUUGAUAAAAGUGUUUGGUUUGA